Messenger RNA from Branchiostoma belcheri (Belcher's lancelet), 2231 nucleotides. Its product is annotated as carboxypeptidase E-like. The transcript is spliced from 13 exons. The record is from RefSeq and is a predicted model, not a curated record. Gene Ontology annotation, biological process: proteolysis. Gene Ontology annotation, cellular component: cell surface. Bases 243 to 2231 code for a protein of 662 amino acids. Lineage: Eukaryota; Metazoa; Chordata; Leptocardii; Amphioxiformes; Branchiostomatidae. Gene Ontology annotation, molecular function: zinc ion binding; metallocarboxypeptidase activity.
CACGGAGGCCCCACCGCGACCGCGCCGGUCUCUCUCACUCCGCGCCGGGCUCUUCAAAUUCUCCCGCCGGGCUGCUUUUACUUAAAGACUCAGUCCUAGGAGGUUCAUAAACUCAAAUUAAAGGCUGCCGAGAUGCAGGAUGCACGGUAACGGCGCUACUACCUCGACAGAGAGUCUUCGGAUCAGACCGUUCGCGUGUUUAGGUUUACUCGGGGGCGGAGUUGAGGCCGUCCCGGGAAGAAAUGUCUGUCACCUUCCGCUCCUGGUUUCCUCUUCUCGUCUGCUGCUGUCUCGACAGCGCAAGUGUUGUGGUGAGUGGAGACAUCAGCGAUGGCAAAGACACAGGUGGGACUAAAAGCACGAAGGUGAAAGGGGUGGAGUUCAAGCAUCACCGCUAUGCGGCGCUGCAGCGGACGUUACGUGAGACCGCGGCCAUGUGUCCUAACAUCACCAGACUGUACGACAUCGGGUACAGCGUGCGGGGCCGAGCUCUCACCGUCAUGGAGAUAACUGACAACCCGGGCGUGCAUGAGCCAGGUGAGCCAGAAUUUCGUUAUGUCGCCAACAUCCAUGGGAACGAGCCGCGGGGACGAGAGCUAAUGCUGCACCUGACACGGUACCUGUGCGAGCGCUACCUAGCGGGAGAUAAGCGCAUUACAACUCUGAUAGACAACACGCGUAUCCACAUCCUCACUGCACUCAACCCGGAUGGAUAUGAGGUCGCAGCAGGCCCGGGUAGUCCAGAGCACGAGAACUCGGUGUGGAGCGGGCGUCUGAACGCGAUGGGGAUCGACCUGAACAGGAACUUUCCCGACCUGAACUCCCAGGCCUACUACAACGAGAAGUUUGGCGGGGACAACCACAACUUCCCCAUCCCUGCACACUUCUGGUAUUUCAACCAGGUGGCGCCUGAAACCAAAGCCAUGAUCAAGUGGAGUCAAGACCUCCCCAUCGUCCUUUCCGGCCACUUCCACGACGGUGAACUGUUAGUGAACUAUCCCUACCAGGUGACCCGCCAGGGGUAUGACCUGUGGGGCUUCUUGUCCGCCGAGAGCCGGACGCCGGAUGACGGGAUGUUCCGACACCUGGCGCAGACGUACGCCGUCUCACACCGCACCAUGACCAACCCCUACACCAAACCCUGCCGGUACCAGAACUUCGCCAGCCAGGGCGGCAUCGCUAAUGGCGCUUCCUGGUUCAGCGUGUCCGGAGGUCUGUCAGACUUCCUGUACCUGCACACCAACAGUCUGGACCUCGCCAUGGAGCUCGGCUGCUCCAAGUUUCCCGCGGAGAAGGACCUGGAGAAGGAAUGGCACAACAACAAGGAAUCUUUACUCAGGUUUAUGGAGCAGAUCCAUAUCGGCAUCAAAGGCUUCGUGCGUGACGAGAACUGCAAGCCGAUAGAGGGCGCUGUUAUCCAUGUGGAGGGGAUCGACCAUGACGUCACCACAGCGCGGGACGGAGACUACUGGAAGCUGGUUCUACCGGGGUACUACACCGUCACGGCGUCGGCGGGAAGCUUCACCACCACCCGGGAGUGUUUCCUGCACUACCGUAACGAGGCGGUCCGCUGUGACUUCAUCCUGGGCACCAACACAUCCGUCCGCUGUCCCGAUCACACGGCGGAGGGGGGAGGGCGGACCCGCACUGGUGAGGAAACAAAAACGUCCUCGACCGUCUCGCCGACUCCGCCCACUAGCGUUGCCAAGACAACCGUUGCCAUGACAACAACCGUACUAACAGAAGGCUAUGACGUCAUCACUCCAUCUCAGGAGAAUAAGAAUAAAGCAGAAAAGAGCGGUAGGAUCAAAGACAUCAUUACACCGGCCACGCCCACUAACGCACCAAUCAAACGCUUCCUCAGAGGGUUCGUGUAUGACGUCACCUGUAAGCCAGUGGAAGGAGCCAUUGUUCACGUGGUCGGCAUCACACUAAGUGUGUUUACAGCUACUGACGGUUACUACUGGCGGCUGUUGACCCCGGGCCGCUACACGGUCCUGGCCAUGGGGCGGGAGUUCUCCACCUCCCGGGAGUGUGCCGUGGACGACCGGGGAACCCGCUGUGACUUCGUGCUGAGUCCUGACCCUUCUAUUCGCUGUCAGCGAACACCUACCGACCCCCCGAUGGAAACGACAACACCUUACAACGGUGGCACAAGAACACACUACAACGCCGAGUGUUGCUGUUCUACCACCAACAACAACGCCCUGGACAACCACCUCAGGAUAUGA